Molecule: messenger RNA, 1179 nt
Organism: Aspergillus tanneri
Lineage: Eukaryota; Fungi; Ascomycota; Eurotiomycetes; Eurotiales; Aspergillaceae
Exons: 4
Coding region: 1-1179 (392 amino acids)
Biological process (GO): replication fork processing; resolution of meiotic recombination intermediates
Cellular component (GO): FANCM-MHF complex; Fanconi anaemia nuclear complex
Molecular function (GO): chromatin binding; protein heterodimerization activity
Source: RefSeq, a predicted model, not a curated record
AUGCAACGUCGCGCAGCGAACACGCCUGGACGGGAUCGGAGGAAGAGCAUACGGGCUCAAAGGGAAUCGACGUUUGAUAUCCUGCGGAAUUUGGGGAGAGCUCUGGCUCCUACAUCUCAGCCUAUAGAGUCAUCACCGCAUGUCCCGGAGCUGGAACCGGAGCCGCCGGUACUAGAUGAGAUUGAGGAGCUCGAUAAUGAACCAGAAGUUGAACGGCCCCGGCUUUCCUUGCCGAUAGGAGAGGUGGAAGAGGAAGAGGUGGCAAGUCCUGAGCCGCGUCCGCCUCGGCUUUCGUUGGCGUUCGAAGAAGAAGAUAUUACGGUUGAAUACCCUCGUCGAGCCACUACAGAAAAUGAAAAGGCGCGACUCUCUAUGAUGAGUUAUGGUGGUCCUCGAUUGAGUGAAAAUUUUGGCGACGCGACUAGGUUAGAGAGUGGCUCUGAAGCUGGUGACGAUACAGGUAUCGCGGACGAUGAUGAUAGGGAAGGUGAUGAAACUGUCAUCAGCCAAGGGGCUUUUGACAGAGGAGGAGAGACCGAAGAUCUGGGGCGGUUCAACUUGGACUUUAAUUUCCCAUCCCCACCCCCACCUGCAGAUGAUGACCUCCAAGAUGGGGCAAUGAAUGACGAUGAAGGCUUCGAGCUUCCAGAAGUGGAUUUGCAAGCAGAUACAGGGCUACCUUCUGAUGAUAGCAAUGGUGGUAUUGAGCCCCUUGCUAACUUCGCCAUGGAACCUGAUCUCUCUCCACACUUCUCGCCAGCACCAAUGAGUGAAAGCCCCGGAGUCGUCGGUGGAGGAUUGAAUGAAGAUCUCAUAGUGCCAGGCUCAAAGCAAAAGAAGCUCUCGCGACAUGGCAUCCCAGUCCCCAACAUGCCCACCGGCGUGAUCCGGAAGCUGGCCACCCGGUUUGCACCGGCAAGGGCUGGGUCGAAAUCUAAAAUCAACAAAGCAACCUUGGCAGCAAUCGAGCAAGCGUCAUCAUGGUACUUUGAACAAGUGAGCCAAGAUUUGGCUGCCUACUCCAAGCACGCCGGACGAAAGACAAUCGAUGAAAGUGAUGUUACCACUCUCAUCCGAAGGCAACGCCAUAUCAACAACUCAACCACAAUGUUCUCUCUGGCACAGAAGCACUUGCCCAAGGAACUCUUGCAAGAUAUGAGACUGGCAAUGCCGCCAUAA